GGUGUAUGCAGAAUGACUGUAUGUAGAAUUCGCUAAAGCGUUACAUUCGCUCUGGUUUGGAGCUAUCUUGAUUGGAGGGGCUCGAGCUCACGAACAAACACAAAGUGACCGGCAAAAUGAACGCACUGCACGUGCCGCGGGCUCUUUGCGUUUGUGUUGCCUUAUCGCUUCUGAUAACCGUCAGUGCUGCUUCUGUAAAUCAAAGUGAACCUCUACCAUCUGUACUAGAGGACGAUGUCUUAGACAAUAAAAAAAUCGAACUGUUUGACGGAGUGUCAGUGAAAAUUCCAAAAAGUGAAGACCGCGACAGAAAAAUGUUGUCUUUGGAAAUUAAUACCGGCAAGGAUGUUGAAACAGGUCGAGGCAAACAGAAGAAGCUAAUGCAGCGAAUUUUACCUAUGUUCAUAAUCCCAUUCCUUAUCCAGUCAACUAUCGUGCCCUUUUUCCUCAGUAUGCUCAAGUUUAUGCUCUUCAAAUCUCUCAUGGUGGGAAAACUAGCCCUUGGUCUGAUUCUCCUUAACGCGUUCAAGAAUCAUAAUGCUGUUAAAGGACGAAACGAUCCAGACAUAGCGAAUAUUCACUAUGGUUAUCAAAAACACGGAAUGGAAUAUGGUGCAUACGUUAACUGACUGUUCUAAAACAGUAUUAGCUAGCUUCUCUAAAAUUGUGGUUCUAGACUGAAUAUUAAUGUGCUAUAUUGUAGUAAAACAUUUCAUCAAGAAAAUCUGUCCUGCAGUAGGUCAAUGCCUACAGGUCAGUUUUAAUUCCGGACACCAAAUCUUACAAUGUCGGUGUCGUUAAGCUAUUUACCUUAUUUAAAAGUUGUUGUACCAAGCUUUAAAAUAUGUUUUUUCUACGUCAUAGUUUACACAACAUAGUAAAUAGUUGUAAUAACUAUAAAAUAUAGUUAUAUAAUAUGUUCUCAUCCAAGAUGAAAUGCUGAACCAAAAUUCAUUGGAAUUUAAAAAAAAACUUGGCUUGCCGGUUUGGUGUACUUUCUCCAGGUCGUGUAAAAGUGAAUCACGUCUAAGCAUACGUAUUACAACAUUAACUGUCAGUGAUAUAGAUUUAUACUACGUAGCAUUUACUGCUAUAUCUGCUACGUGAAUGGAAUAGAGAAGUCGUUUAUGCAAAAUAUACCUUCAAGGAAGAAAGCACUGAUUUCUUUUAAAGAAUUUUCAAGAUUGUCGAGACAGUAUAAUUGUAACUUUUUUGUUAAAAAAAACCCGACCUCACAAGUUUGUGGAAUUAAAUAGAUUUGCCAAUUUUAUUGAAAUCGGUUACCGGAAAGUGAGCGAAACCGGAUUAUUCCCCUAGUUUG
Messenger RNA from Hyposmocoma kahamanoa, 1321 nucleotides. RefSeq lists its product as uncharacterized. The coding region runs from base 117 to 629 and encodes 170 amino acids. The record is from RefSeq and is a predicted model, not a curated record. The transcript has 2 exons. Lineage: Eukaryota; Metazoa; Arthropoda; Insecta; Lepidoptera; Cosmopterigidae.